AAUAUACUGCUCAUUCCGUGUGAAGCGAGAAAUCAGAACACGCAAAGAAGAAAUAGAACGAAGCGAAAGAUAAGAUAUCAUUAGAGAAAACUCUUCCUGUUUACUUCAACUUGCUACAAGCUGUACCCUAUAGGAUUUAUAGAGGAAACUUAGGAAAAAGAUGGGUUUCAUCCAGUUAUCUCUCCUGGUUCUGAUCUUCACAGUCAAUCUUCAGAAUGUAUCCACUGAGAAGUGCGUGCAUUGCAUUCACCUAGACUUCACUCCAAGUCCUCCCCCAGGAUUUCCCAACAUCUACCGUAAUGCACACUGCAAGAAGUACAGCCCAGCAGUCCUGGCUGCCAAUAGUCACGACUGCCCGGAUGAUGGCAAAGACUACGUGUGUGGAGCCAUAAUGGGCAAUUAUACAUUUGAUGUUCCGUCUGUGGGUAUCACGACCGUGGAUGCGAUGCUGCGUCGCUGUGUAGUCCAACCACAAGGCCUAAUUGACCUCGACUCAGGCAAGGCGAUCUGCCUGAAGGGAAACACGCUGGAUAAAGCCACCAAUGAUAUCCAGUUGGUUGGAGCCACCGAAGAAUUCGGGGACAUGACCAAAUUUGAUGGACAGGUUUGCUACUGUAGCGGUCAUAACUGCAACACAGCCAGCACGAUCGGACACAAUGCCUACUUAGUCAGCAUCCUGGUGGCAACAAUCGCCGCUGCAUUGAACAUGUAUUAGACGACGUUGGUGGCGCUGUUGUUCAAUGAUCCACAAAAGGUUCAAGGCAACCGUACGGCAGUUGCAACGCAAGUAACCGUUGCACUACUAGGAGUGACUACAUUCUGGACACAUUAUGGCUUUUCGUAUGUCAGUUCAUAGGACAACUCAAUAGAAAACACGCUGGAUUAUGUAUUCACGAUCGAAUACAUGAAUUUUUUUUCCCCCUGAUAAAAGUUAUUGCAACUUUCUCUUACAAAACGUCUUAUGACCGUGAGACUUUAAAAAAUUGUCUUUAUUUUUGUCCCAAAAUUUGAACAUUCAAAUUCCAGGAAUAGGAUCAUGACUUUCUCGUUCAAGUGUUCGAUUCAUACUAAGGAAGUAAUAGGGUACGGACGUGGAUGUUAAUUUUAAAAAUCUUGUAAAAAAUAAAAUAAGGAAUAUCACCAAGCUAUAUUUCAGUUAGAUGACAUAAUCACCAUAUAUUUUCUUUCCCUUUUAAUUUUUGAGUUCUUUUAAUUUUAAAUCAAUUGGCUAGAUUCGGGGAGUUGAUCAUCAUAACAAAUUCCAGUGACUUGAAGAAUUGCUUCUGUCUCAAUACAAUCAUGUUCAAUGACAAAAAUUGUUCUUCAACUGACCUCGAUUAAUGUAUUAUUGGGACUAGUUUGUUUAUAGUCAAAGUAAGAAUAACGCGUAUAUUGUACUAACAAUGGUGGAGGAGAUAACGGAAAGGACAAUCAGUGUGACAACAAAACUCAGUGCAAUAAUCAGUCAAUCUAAUCUGUAAUUCUGCAUCACUGUACUUAUUUUCAGUUAGUUGGUUUGAUAUGAUUGCCAUUGUCAGUCAAUUUCCUUGCACGGUAAGAUUUUGGGCCAAGAGUUUCAUUCUAAAUAAUUUAUUUGUCAGUUCGUAUCUUUUUUCUUUUGUAAAAUAAACUGGAUCAAUUUUGCUUGGGGAAACAGAAAAACGGUAUAUCAUUGUAAUUAUCAUCGGCUCAACCUUGAUAAUUUCGUCUUCAAGUUCGGCUUCAGGACUCAGGAGAUUUUUGGACCUUUUCGGGAGCUGAUUUUGGCUCAAAAUCGGUUCCUGUUCUGCUUCAGGAACGCAGCUAAAAUUUAGAGUAUUUUCGUUCACUUUAGACAUAAAAAAGGCUUAAACAUGUGACAUACACACUUCCGUUAAAAAAAAUGGCCCGCGAUAGGAGGUUGCACAUAGUUUACCCUGUACAUCCAUCAGCCAGCUACCUUAUAAUCCAAACACCUCCGUCAAACUUUUACAAAACUCCUGGCGUCGGUUUUUUGUGUACUUUACCACGCCCCCAGCCACGCCCUAGGCCACGCCCUAGGCCACACCCAAACCAAACAUCACCCCAUUCAUCCAUUUUUUUAAGGCUAUUAUGCUUUAUGCAUCUUAAUAGGUCAAUGUGGGACAUCUAUAUUAACAUUUAUGAGUUUUUUGUUUG
This is a messenger RNA of Patiria miniata (bat star), 2157 nucleotides long. RefSeq lists its product as uncharacterized. The transcript is spliced from 5 exons. The record is from RefSeq and is a predicted model, not a curated record. Lineage: Eukaryota; Metazoa; Echinodermata; Asteroidea; Valvatida; Asterinidae. The coding region runs from base 161 to 715 and encodes 184 amino acids.